Phycodurus eques (leafy seadragon) is the source of this 3486-nucleotide messenger RNA. It is a transcript of the gene tmem266, whose product is annotated as transmembrane protein 266. Gene Ontology annotation, cellular component: plasma membrane. Gene Ontology annotation, molecular function: monoatomic ion channel activity; voltage-gated channel activity. The record is from RefSeq and is a predicted model, not a curated record. Gene Ontology annotation, biological process: transmembrane transport; monoatomic ion transport. Bases 486 to 2165 code for a protein of 559 amino acids. NCBI's taxonomy places the organism in Eukaryota, Metazoa, Chordata, Actinopteri, Syngnathiformes, Syngnathidae. The transcript is spliced from 10 exons.
AGCAUUUGGACAGCUCCCGUUCGUGAGCCUCUUCGUACACAUGGAGCCCCCGGUGUGAACGUGAGGAGGGGCUGGAACCCCCCUCUCCACACAAAAAAAAAACAACGUUUACCCUCACACGAUGGGACCAUCUCCCCGGACUCGGUGACGCCGUCGCCCGCUGCCGAAGCAUGGUGCCCUCGUGCCGGAGGACGAGGUCUGUUUGUCGCGCUCUGUCCCCGGAAAGGCGACGCUGGUGCUCGGCGGAUUUCUCAGCCCAAUCAAGCCAAGAUCCGAGAUCUUCUCAUUGUGAUCUUCAUCAUCAGCGAGGAGGAAGAUGUGCCCGUCGUCACUGCGAGGGCAAAUGAGUCACGACCAGACUUUACACUAUGUAGAGCAAGGAAACGCAGGAGGUGUGAAAGGAGCCGAGGCAGGUCACUGUUGCUUUGAAUAUCAUUUUACACCAAGCCUGAUUUAGUGUGAACGUCCGUCGGGAGCCUUUCAACAUGAGCAACCACCAGGCUCCUCCCCAAGCUGCAUCCUCCGAGCUGGAGGUGAUCUCCCAGCAAGUGGAGGAGGAAAACCAGUGCGUGGCCCCAGUUCAGCUGGUUAGCUUCACCUACAGAGACUUGCCUCUGGCCGCCCUGGAUGUAUCCCUCGCUGGAUCUCAGCUCAUCUCAAACCCGGAUGAAGAGGACAACAGAGAAGGGUCCAACUGGCUGAAGCCGUGCUGCGGGGGCCGGGCGGCAUUGUGGCAAGUGUGCCUGGCGUCAGCCGGCUUCAACUGCGUCCUGGUGACCUGCGUGGUGCUGGUGGUGCUGCUGCUGACUCUGGAGCUGCUCGUCGACACCAAGCUGCUGCAGUUUAACAACGCAUCCCAGUUUGCCUGCGUCAUCCACUGGAUCAACCUGGCUAUCCUGUCUGUGUUCUUCACUGAGACCGUUUUCAGGAUCGUGGUCCUGGGGAUAUGGGAUUACAUCGAGAAUAAAGUGGAGGUGUUCGACGGAGCCGUCAUCGUCCUCUCACUGGCCCCCAUGGUGGCCUCCACGGUGGCCAACGGCCCCAGCAGCCCCUGGGACGCCAUUGGCCUCAUCAUCACGCUGCGCAUCUGGAGGGUCAAAAGGGUCAUUGACGCCUACGUGGUGCAAGUGAAGGUGGAGAUGGAGCUGGAGAUCCAGCAGUAUGAGAAGACCAAGGCGGUGAGAGAGGAACAGCUCGACCGCCUCACUCAGAUCUGCCAGGAGCAGGCGUUUGAGAUCCGGCAGCUGAGGGCCCACCUGGCCCAACAGGACCUGGAUCUGGUGGCGGAGCGGGAGGCAGCCAUGCAGAUCCACCAUUUGUGGGGUAAACCGGGCAGCAGUUUCCAUGAGGUGGACGGACUGGCCCCUGGGGUCUCCGAACAUCACAGGCCGGCCAAAGUUAGAGAGCCCGGCGGGCCCUCAGAUCACCACGGCCAGGACGACAUGAACAACUACAUCAGUCAGUACUACAGCGAGCCAAGCAGCGGUGAGCAUCAACGACAUCCCUUUCACUCCACCAUCCCGGUAUCUGUAUCAGUCCGUGUGCUGUCUCUUGUAGACAUGGGCAUCCCGGACCCCGCCGCGCGCGUCAUCACCACGGCGGCCAUCGACGUCCACCUGCCCGACAACCCCAGCCAGCUCCCCCCGUCUCUGGUGAGCGCGGACGGCGUGUCUGGCCUGCAGCGCGCCAACAGCUCGGCCAGCGAAGCCUCGGCCACCACGGCGUCACGCAUCAGCAGCCGCACGCUGGGGUCGGCCGCCGACUACAGCUCCACUGUGCGCGAGGCGUCUACGUCCACGGACUACAGCGACCAACACUGCUACCCGCCCCCCUACAGCAGCCCCCUGGCCCUGGGGACUCAGCCCAGGGGGAGUCCCAGCGCCGUGGUGCAGGAGCUGCUCUCCUCUUUGUCCGAGGACUCCUGUCUCACCCAGAAGGGCCUGGACCCCGUCAACCUCAAACCGCCCAGCCCGACCGGUUCCACUAAAAACAGCUCCGAGCUGGAAAACAGGAUGAACAUCUACAACAAGAGGAACCAGGAGACCCGGCUCAGGUCGCACAGCAAACCCCUCAUCCAACUGCAGGGCACUGAAGCUUUCCUGGAGGAGAAGUACCGGAUGAUGGAGCCGGUCGACGCUCCGAUCCAUCAUCUGUCUGGGACAUAAGGCUGUGGCGGAGUGCAGGAACAGGAACCUGCCUUGAUGCGCCAAACCACCAUCUGUCAGAGACAUAAGAUAGUGGACAAAAAAAGGAACCUUGAUAGAUUCUCAAAUCCAUCAUCAGUCUGAGAUAUAAGGUGAUAAAAUUUAGCAGGAACAGGAAUCUUCAUAGAUGCUCCAGCCAAUCACCCACCUGGGACAUAACAUGGUGGAAAAGAGCCGGAACAGGAACCUCACUUGAUGCUCCAAACCACCCUCUGUCUGAGACAUAAAAUGGUGGAUGAGAAUAGGAACAGGAACCUCAAAAGAUAUUUGAAUCCAUCAUCUGUAUGACACAUAAAGCAGUGAAAGAGACCAGGAACAGGAACCUCCAGAGAUGCUCUAGUUCAUUAUGUGUGUGGGAAUUAAAAUUGUGGAUGAAAGCAGGAAGAGGAACCUCAAUAGAUGCUUGAAUCCAUCAUCUGUCUGAGACAGAGAGUGGCACAGAGCAGGAACAGGAAGGUAAAUUGAUGUUCCCAUCUUUCUCAGACAUAAGGUGGUGGUAGAGAGCAGAACUUCAAUAGCUGCUCCAUUUCAGCGCCUGUCUUGGACAUUACAUGGUGGAGGGGAGCAGAAACAGAAACCUCAAUUGAUCCACCAGUCUAUCAUCUGUCUGGGACUCAAUAUGGUGGAUGAGAGCAGGAACCUAAAUAGGUGCUCCUGUCCAUCAUCUGUCACGGACACAACAUGGUGGAGAGGUGGCGGUGAAGAACAGGAGCAAGCACGUCAACGGGCUUCAUUUGUACACUUUUGUGCCCAUGAACCUGCUAGAGGACCACCUAUCAGGAAAUGACUCUCACUAAGACACUUUGAUAAUUUGACAAAACUUGACCAGCAACAGGAAGCAUUCCUAAUGCUGCAUGAACUUAGAACCUCUGCAAGCACAUCUGCCCUUUUAAUAAAACAUCGUAAAAGCAGUUUGAUGGAAUAACUGCAGGGUACAGUGGAAUCAGUGUUUGUCAUUUUUAAUCUUUGUCUUUCUAUUUUAGCAAUGUUUGUAAUCUAAAUUCUAUGAACGGAGUUUAAAAAAAAAAAAAAAAGACUUUUUCAAUCUAAUCAAGUUCAGCUUCUUCAGUACUGGAAUUUACAUCAAGGUGUAUAUUAUUGUAUUAUUGACUUUUAAAGGUUGUUAAUCUGUGUAAAUAUUUGUAAACAAGAAUGUGCGUCUACUACCAAUUGAUUAUAGCAUGAAGCUUCUAAAAUAUUGCACACCAACUUUAUAGUACUGGCAACAGACGUUUUCUAUCUCGGUCAUUAUGGAGGGCUGACACUACAGAGAGCGACCAAU